Hemicordylus capensis (graceful crag lizard) is the source of this 6951-nucleotide messenger RNA. RefSeq names its product NF2, moesin-ezrin-radixin like (MERLIN) tumor suppressor (gene NF2). Gene Ontology annotation, cellular component: cytoskeleton; apical part of cell; plasma membrane. Gene Ontology annotation, molecular function: cell adhesion molecule binding; actin binding. The transcript has 17 exons. Lineage: Eukaryota; Metazoa; Chordata; Lepidosauria; Squamata; Cordylidae. Bases 1726 to 3495 code for a protein of 589 amino acids. The record is from RefSeq and is a predicted model, not a curated record. Gene Ontology annotation, biological process: regulation of organelle assembly; regulation of cell shape; regulation of gliogenesis.
GGAAGGGCAAGUUAGGCUGCGAUGGCCCAGGUGAGGGGGGCAGCUUUCCAGCCAGCGUGGGGGGCAGCAGGAGGUGGGGCGCCCUGAGCGAGGCGGGCCCCCCACGGCAAGCCGCCAGGGAGUGAGCGAGCGAGCGCUGCCCCCCCGGCUGUGGGCGGGUGCAGCCCCCCGGGGGUCCUCCCCCUCCCCCAGGAGGCCCUCCCCCCAGCAGGACCCCAGAGGGGCCCCCCAUAGGCACAGAAGACCCCCACCCCCUCCCUUGGCCCCCCUGACCCCAAUACUACUGCCCCCCCCACUCACAAGGAGCCCCCUCCCCCUCCCCAUUAAGAACCCCACUCCCUCCCCCCUAUUCUGGGUUGUGUCUCCCCCUCCCCAGAGUACCCCUCAAAGACCCCACCCCCAAUACACACCCUCUCCUCCUCCCACCCCCACCCCACUCAGAAGCCCCUUCCCCUCUCCAUCCUGAAUUAUUGGCAGGUUGGGGGGGGCUCUCUUCCUCCCCCUCCCAAAAUAGACACACCCUAGAGCCCCCUCCCCCCACUUGCCCCAGAAAAGCCCCCUCCCCACUUCCUGUCUUUCUACGGCCUUUCUUCUCUCUCUUCCCCUCUGCCCCACUUUUCCAGAGACCCCCCCAAAGACCUCUCCCACCACCCCAAAUACACACAAGCCCCCCACCCUCACUUUCCCACUAAAAAGCCCCUCUCUCUUGCAACUCUUUUUUGCUAAAUUUCUGGGGUGUCCCCACCUGCCUACAGUUCACCACCCCGCCCCACACAUCCACCCCCCCAGAAACCCCCCCACCCACCCUUCCUUCCGUCCCACCCAAACACCAGGCUUCUGAUAUACCAAGCUAUUGUGGGGAGCAACCCCCUUGGGGGUCCUUCACCCAGGAGCCCCUCCCCCAAAUAGGAUUCCCCCCCCAAUAUACACACCUGGGACCCUUUUCCUGGCUUUCUCCCCUCUGGGUUUGCCACAAGAGACAGCCCUGCCCCCCUGAUCCUUAGAAGAACACCUUCUUUUGCUCCCGAGCACACACCCCCCUCCGCCUCUCUGUGAAUAAAACCCCCAACCAAAGAUCACCCCCAAAGAGACAACUUUGGAGAGGCUUCUCUCCCCCCACCAGUGAAAACGAGAACAUCUGCCCCAUCUAUUUCCCCCCUCCCUCCAUAUCCAGGGGUCCCUGGAGGUCUUGAUUUUAUUUGUAUUCUAUCCACCUCCCUGUUAUCUUUUUGACUAAGGCUGAUAGAGAAAUCUCUUGAAUAAUCUUUUAUCCCCCCCCCCCGCCCCCAAACCCUUUCCCCAGCUGUGUCUUCAGAGGCUGCCCCCUUAGAAGAUUUUCCCUUCCCAGGAGACAGUCCUGAGAUAAGGAGGAUUUGCUCCGUCCCACAAAACAGCUCCUCCUAAGCACUUUGGUGGAACUGUCACUUCUGGAGGGGAGAGGGCCUUUAAUCUCAUUUAUUCCCCACUACCCUAAUAUUUCCCCCUGGUUGCGGGCAGACAUCUGGGGGGGGUGAGAACCGACUCUUGGUGCCCUUUGGGGAGGGCAGCCCCUUCACCUCCCACCCCCACCAGCAAAGGCCUAAAUGGGGGGCUAAAGAGCCCUCCUCGGUUGAUUUGCAUCCCAGCGGGGGCAGUUGGGGGUCUGCCUCGCCAGCCCUCCUUCCCGUGAGCAGGAGGGUCCGACUGCGUGGUUAGGAUCGGAGUGAGCCCUCCAGAGCCGUGGCCAUGGCUGGCGCCAUCGCCUCCCGCAUGAGUUUCAGCUCGCUGAAGAGAAAGCAGCCGAAAACCUUCAUCGUGCAGAUUGCCACCAUGGAGGCGGAGAUGGAGUUCAACUGCGAGGUGAAGUGGAAAGGCAAGGACCUGUUUGACCUGGUGUGCAGGACCCUGGGACUCCGCGAGACGUGGUUUUUCGGGCUGCAGUACCUCAUCAAGGACACCAAGGCCUGGCUGAAGAUGGACAAGAAGGUCCUGGACCACGAUGUCCCGAAGGAAGAGCCCGUGAUGUUCUACUUCCUGGCCAAAUUCUACCCCGAGAACGCAGAGGAGGAGCUGGUGCAGGAGAUCACCCAGCACCUGUUCUUUCUUCAGGUGAAGAAGCAGAUCUUGGAUGAGCAGGUGUACUGCCCCCCUGAGGCGUCUGUCCUGCUGGCCUCCUAUGCAGUCCAAGCCAAGUAUGGCGAUUACGACCCCGGCGUUCACAAGCGCGGCUUCUUGGCCCAAGAGGAACUGCUUCCAAAGCGGGUAAUAAACUUGUACCAGAUGACCCCAGAAAUGUGGGAAGAAAGGAUCACUGCUUGGUACGGCCAGCACCGGGGCAGAGCCAGGGACGAAGCCGAAAUGGAGUACCUGAAGAUCGCCCAGGACCUGGAGAUGUACGGCGUGAACUACUUCAGCAUCCGGAAUAAGAAGGGGUCGGAGCUCUUGCUGGGGGUUGAUGCCCUGGGCCUCCACAUAUACAACCCGGAAAACCGGCUGACCCCCAAAACCUCCUUUCCCUGGAACGAGAUACGGAACGUCUCCUACAGCGACAAAGAGUUCACGAUAAAGCCGUUGGACAAAAAGGCAUCUGUCUUCAAAUUCAACUCCUCAAAGCUGAGUGUGAAUAAGCUGAUCCUGCAGCUGUGCAUUGGGAACCACGACUUGUUCAUGCGGAGGAGGAAAGCCGACUCGCUCGAAGUCCAGCAGAUGAAAGCACAAGCCCGGGAGGAGAAAGCCAGGAAACAGAUGGAGCGCCAGCGCUUAGCCCGGGAGAAGCAAAUGAGAGAAGAGGCUGAGCGGAACAGGGAUGAGCUGGAGAGGAGGCUCCUGCAACUGAAAGAGGAGGCGACGAUGGCGAACGAAGCCCUGAUGAGGUCUGAAGAGACGGCCGACCUGCUGGCAGAGAAAGCUCAGAUCACGGAAGAGGAAGCGAAGCUCCUGGCUCAGAAAGCUGCCGAAGCCGAGCAGGAGAUGCAGCGGAUCAAGGCCACGGCCAUCCGGACGGAGGAAGAGAAACGGCUGAUGGAGCAAAAGGUGCUGGAGGCAGAGAUGCUGGCGUUAAAGAUGGCGGAAGAAUCCGAGCGAAGGGCGAAAGAGGCUGAUCAGCUCAAGCAGGACCUGCAGGAAGCUCGCGACUCGGAGCGGAGGGCAAAGCAGAAGCUCUUGGAAAUCACCAGCAAGUCGUCUUAUACGCCCAUGAGUUCAAGUACGAGCGCGCUGCCGGCCGAGUUGCCGACCUUCAGCCUCAUCAGUGAAAGCCUGUCCUUUGACUUCAAGGAUACAGACAUGAAGAGAUUGUCCAUGGAGAUAGAGAAAGAGAAGGUGGAGUACAUGGAGAAGAGCAAGCACCUCCAGGAGCAGCUGAACGAGCUGAAGACGGAGAUUGAGGCUCUGAAGCUGAAGGAGCGGGAGACGGCCAUGGACAUCCUGCACAGCGAGAACAGCGAGCGGGGCGGCAGCAAGCACAACACCAUCAAGAAGCCUCAAGCCCAGGGCAGAAGACCCAUCUGCAUUUGAGACUUCCCCGUAGGCUAUGACAAGCUCACCUUACAGAGCACAAAGUCCCGCGUGGCCUUCUUUGAGGAGCUCUAGCAGGCGAGCCGCCACUCCCGCUCCGGAGGCAGCUCCCGCCCGCCACAGCGCAACCUUUCGGAGAGCUCACCUGCCCCGGAUCUCUUCCGCCGGACUGCCAGCCGAAUCGGGGCUCCCUCCGCGGGCAGAGGACUCGGGCGUUGGGCCCCUGCAGGAGUCCGGCGCGAUGCUCUCUCGCUUCGUACUUUCUCGUGUUUUUUUUCAUAACCUUUGUAUAACACACAGCUGUGAUAUAUCAUUUAGCUUUUUUUAAAAAAAUGUUUGCAUUGGCUGCGGCUUGUACUCUGCUCCCACGGCAGCAGCCGCUUGCAUUUCUCCUUCCCCUCCGGAGGGGUGCUGUGAACGGUCUUUCCUCCUCCCUGCAGACACAGGGUGUCCUUUACCCUAAGCGUGCCGAGUUAAACCUGCCUCGUCUCUCUGAACAAAUGCCCUCCGUGUGCCAGUGCGACAGGGUGGAAUCCGUACCAGGAAGCACCGGGACCCUUGCUUGUCUCUGCAGUGGGGUGCCGUCGUGGCAUCCCUGGGGGACUCGCCCUCCUCCUGAGCCAGACUGAGGGGAGUGACUGGACAGGCCUCCGCUUGAUCCGUGCUGAGCGCCGAGGGGGUCAAAGCCUGCACCCCGCUUGAUGCGCUGUCUGUACCAGUUCCACGUUUUCCGUUGACUGACAUGACUUCCGUUGCAGGAUUUGGGGUUGUCUGCAAGGUAUUUCUGCCUCCACCCCGCUGGUUGGUUGGCUUUAAGCAAGGAUUGGGAUGGUGCCGGGGUUCCCAGCCAGUUCUACUCUAGGUGUUGCUAAGCUACAACUCGAUUGGGGCUGGGGAUGAUGGGAGUUGUAGUUCAGCAACAUCCAGAAGACCACCGGUUGGCAGAACCCCUGAGAUAGCGGAAGGCGGGUGCUUUAGAUGCAUCUACACUCAACCCUCGCACUCCACGCCGCCCACGAAUUCUGGGAGACCUGCUCCUCACACACCCGUCCCCUGCAGGCUUUGGAUUUUUAACGGGCGCUGGCAUGUUUUGUAAACUUUCCAGUGCAACGCAUGAGGGCUGGGGACCUGAGCUGGCUCCACACUGCCUGACCAAAUGCAUAGAUGGCAGGGCAAGAAGAACGCUGAGCCCUAACCACCGGGGCGUCUGGCAAGGGAGCGGACUGGGUCACCUCUGCCCGCUUCCUUUCCCGGCUUCUUUUUAUGACCUUCUUUCAAUCCCCCCCCCCGCUUCUUUUAAAAACAUUUGUCAUUGCAGCAUCCCACUGAAGCGUGUAACUUUUUAAAAAAAUAUUAUUUAAGGCCUUGGAUCAUUUUCCCCACUCCCAGGACCUGCGAUUGCCUCCGGUCCCCUUUCUAGCCCUUUGGGGCCGUUGGCAAGGAGCAUAAACCCCGCCGAGUGGCUUAAAAGCGGCCCAUGAAUUGUGACCGUUACCAUAAUGGAGGCGAGGGGUUCCCUGGUGGCUGGCAGUGAUGGGAUUUGACGUCCAGCCACCUCUGGGGGUCCAAGCUGAACCCCAGCUGCGGAAAUUGGCGCUUCUCAAGGCAAAAGCCGCCCCAGCGUUUGAAUCUGUAGCAAGACUCCUUCGUUAAGGAGGCCGGCUGUUGCAGCUGCAGCAGGGGAUGAUGGGAGUUGUAGUUCAGCAACAACUGGAGAACCCAGAUGCUGUCUCCAUCCAAGGGCUUUUUUUGGACAGUUGCCAGGUUCAGGGUGUUGUGGUCUUGCUUUCUGCCCCAGAUGCAACGAGCCGUGUUUCUGCAGGCCUGAAAGAGGGGCGUGGUGCCAUUUGAGGGUGAAUAUGGGAAAUAAGACCCCAGCAGUGUGCCUUAUGCGGAGUCUGACCCUUGGUCCAUCCAGCUCAGUAUUGUCUUCACUGACUGGCAGCAGCUUCUUCCAGCCCUAUCUGGAGAUGCCGCCAGGAACGGAACCGGGGGCCUUCUGCAUGCCAAGCAGAUGCUCUACCACUGAGCAGAUGCACCUGCCUUCUUGCAUGCAGAAGGCUCCCAGUUCCCUCCCUGGCAGCAUCUCCGGAUAGGGCUGAGAGAGAUAUUCCUGCCUGCAACCUUGGAGAAGCCGCUGCCAGUCUGUGCAGACAAUGCUGCUCGAUGCACCAAGGGUCUGGCUCAGUAUAUGGCAGCUUCCUACACUCCUCUCCUGUUAGCAGUGGGAGAGCGGCUGGCCCUAUCCAUCCCCAGCACAGCAACCUUGCAGUGGCUGCCCCCUCUCCUAUGUUUCUUCUGAGACGGUGAGCCUUUGUGGGGCAGGGAACCACCUUAAUCUUCUCCUUUCCCCAUGUCAACCACUCUGAGGGCGUUUCCAUUGAAAAGCAGCAUAUAAGAAAUGGUAGCAGCAAGGGAGAGUGUGGGUCCUGGCAGGCACGGGCUCAGAGCACAUUUUAUAGAGGCAUGCCCUCCCCUCUUGCAUUACAGCCAGCUUCUUUUUUCUCUUUUUGGGCAUCGCGAGUGGAUGAGCAGGAAAGACGCACGCCCACAGGGCAGACAACCAGCACGCCCCUGUGCCCGUGGCUUGGUUUUUCGCUUUUUCUUUCUUUCUUUUUUCACAUUGCUAUCCCUCUCUUCCUCCAAGGCGCCUGGAGCGGUGUACAUGGUCGUGUUUAUCCUCACAACAACCCUGCGAGGUAGAUGAGGCUGAGAGAGACGUGACUGGCUCAGAGUCACCCAGUAAGUUUCAUGGCUGAACGGGGAUUUGAACUCGGGUCUCCCCGGUCCUAGUCCACCUCUCUGGCCACUACACCACGCCGGCUCUAAUCCGCUGAGGCUGUACUAAAAACACUUUUGUGACCUGAGAUACGGAGCAUCCUGGAGCCUUCAGUGACGGAGCAGGGCUUCUGGCGGUCUCCGGGCACAGGUGAGACCCAGAUCGCUUCCCUUGCACCUGGGCUGCACAGCUUGGUCUGUCCUGCAGAUGUUGGACUACAACUCCCAUCUUCCCUGACUAUUGGCCCCUGUGGCUGGGGAUGAUGGGAGUUGUAGUCCAAGAACAGCGGGGCGACCAGAGUUGGGCAGCGCUGCCUUAAAAGACACGGGACCUCAAGCUUGGCUCCCCAGAUGUUUUAGGACUACAACUCCCAUCAUCCCCAGCCACAGGGGCCAAUAGUCAGGGAUGGUGGGAGUUGCAGUCCAGCCGCAUUUGUGGACUCCAGCUUGAGAACGCCUGCAAAGCACUACCACUGGGUCCUAUCCCUGUCUGUAGUGAAUUUUGGGGAGGAAACUCUGGAAUUCAGAUGUCUGAAGCAGCUGCCCUGCAUUCCGUUUCUCCCUUUUGCAGGGUCGGGGACAAUCUGACCCCGUUUUCUAUUUCCGUGGAUUGUUAUAUACUCUGCAGAACCAAUUGUUUCCUCAUUUAGUUCUAAUAAAAAUUCCAAGCACUUGGGA